Ipomoea triloba (trilobed morning glory) is the source of this 1961-nucleotide messenger RNA. RefSeq names its product synapsin-1-like. The transcript has 4 exons. Gene Ontology annotation, molecular function: nucleosomal DNA binding; double-stranded DNA binding; structural constituent of chromatin. Gene Ontology annotation, cellular component: nucleolus; nucleus; nucleosome. The coding region runs from base 232 to 1548 and encodes 438 amino acids. The record is from RefSeq and is a predicted model, not a curated record. Lineage: Eukaryota; Viridiplantae; Streptophyta; Magnoliopsida; Solanales; Convolvulaceae. Gene Ontology annotation, biological process: chromosome condensation; nucleosome assembly; negative regulation of DNA recombination.
CUAAAAAGAGGCCACUUAUCCCAUCCGUUUUCAGCUUUGCCUGCCGUUUGUCAGCCUCAACGGUCCAAUUCUCUUUCUCUCCCUUCUUCCCAAUCCCUAAAUCCCCAAAGUCCAAUUUAUACCACCUGAACAUUACAACAAAACCAAAACCCUCUUCUUUCUACUGUUGUUGCUUUCUUUCCCUCGUUAAUUCCACCCACCGUACACAUCUCCACCUACAUAUGCACAGUGAUGGACCCACUUCCACCACCCCCGCCGCCGAUGGAAGUCGCUGCUGCUCGCAUAGCUCAGGUUGCUACCCCCAUCCCUGUCCUCUUGCCCACCCCCACCCAUAACCAUCCUCCUUACUCUGAGAUGAUAACGGCCGCGAUAACGGCGUUAAAGGAAAAGGAUGGGUCGAGUAGACAAGCUAUAGCUAAGUAUAUAGAGCGAGUCUACUCGGACCUUCCGCCCAAUCACUCGGCCUUGUUGACUCAGCACCUUAAGCGGUUGAAGAACUGUGGUGAGCUUGUUAUGGUGAAGCACUCUUAUGCGCUCCCUAGAUCUCCGACUCAGUCGCAGCCUGACCCCGCGGGAAAUGCUCUCAGCCCGAAAAGGAGGCCCGGUCGGCCUCCCAAGCCCAAGCUUGAGCAGCAGCCUCAGUUCCAGUUUCAGCCGGAGGAUUCUAUGGGCCAGUUCCCUCAGCUCCACUUCCAACAACCAUCUAUGCCUCACUUCCAGCCCUUUGUUGUUCCGGAGGUCCACAACAGUGGGCCUGAAUCUGUGUUUGCUUCUCUUGGGUUGGUGGAUGCGCCUCCUCCUCCUCCUCCUCAGCCAACUCCGGUGACUAAGAGGCGCCCUGGUCGUCCAAAGAGGAUCAUUUCUGAAGACAAAGGCCCUGCAGCUCCGCUGCACAAGGGCAACCAGCCCGGACUGGCAACCGUGUCUGGUGUUGUUGUUGGAAGGCCAAGAGGCCGCCCCAAGAAAAACAUUUCUACUGGGACGACAGGGAAGCCUAGAGGACGACCCAAGGCAAGCGCCACUACAAUUGCUAAGAAGCUUGGGAGGCCACGAGGACGGCCCGCCAAGAAUGCUCAGCUUGGCAGUGCUGGCGGGUUGGUGAUUGUGCCAAUUACUGACAAUGACGCCCCUGCUGCUGCUGCACCCCUUCCAGGGAAUAAUGGGGUAGUCCCAAUGCCUAAAAGGCGAGGAAGGCCUCCUAGGAAAUAUGCAGAUGGUCUGCUACCAGCACCAAAGCCAAGAGGACGACUUCCAAGGUCUAGUGCUGAUGGGGUCAAGAAACCCAGGAAGCUUAGCGGAAAGCCACUUGGACGACCCAGAAAGAAUGCACUAUUGGAAGCACCCAAUGCUCCUGAUUCCCAACACUUAGCAGCUUUACAGGAUCUACAGGGAAAACUCGAACAGCUUAAAUCAAGAAUAAAGGAAACUGCCAGUGUUCUAAGACCAUGCCUGAACAGUGAAACGGCAAUGGCAGCGUUGCAGGAUCUGGAAGAGUUUGCAGCAAAUGGCGUAAAUCCAGUCCAACCCCCACCCCUCGUACCCAUUUAAGAAGAGAAGAAAGAUCUAGGAACUGGGAUGGAGGUUGGUUAGCAUUGACAUUAUUUAAAUUAUUGUGAUAUUUGCAGAGAGAGGGAAAGAUAUGGAAGAUUUAGCAUAGCUAAUUGUCAAUAAAGGUGCUUAGAAUUGAAGGCUUAGUUUUGUAUCUUUUAGUGACUGUCACCUGGAACUGGAACUUUUAAUUUGUAGGUUCAAAUUGAAAUUGCUCUCUUUUGUGUAUGUACCAUGUUGUUCCAUUGUUGUGUUUUGUUAAAGAAUAUCCUCAGAUUUUAGACUAUAUAUCUAGGGCAGAUUUACUCUUGUUUUGACUAUAAACCUUAGCUUCAUAGAGUUUGUAAUUGAUUUGGCGUCGGUUUGAAGGUCAAGACUAUAUAUUAUCCUGAACAAUAUUAAUUAUAUUUUUA